GUAUGAGUUAGGAGGAGUAAUAAGAGGAAUCAACUAAAUAUGGGAAGGCAAUGUAUGACUAUGAUUAAUAUAUUUUAAGAAAUGAAUAAAUAGGAGAAUUGAUGGAACAUCUCGAUAGAGAACAUGAUAGUGAAGAUGAAGGCAUGGAAGAUUAUAAAAUUGGAGGUUAUAUUCAUAAAAUAAAUAUUAGGUUAUCAUCCAGUUCAUAUUGGUGAGAUUUUACUUAAUCGAUAUGUGAUUAUUUAAAAAUUAGGUUGGGGGCACUUCUCUACAGUCUGGUUGGCAAAAGAUUUCAAAUAUGAUACAUAUGUUGCAUUGAAAAUUCAAAAGAGUGCUUCUCAUUAUUUGGAAGCAGCAUAUGAUGAAGUAUAUAAAUUAUUUGAAAAAUUAGGUUGAAAUUCUUCAAAAAGUAGCUUAGAAUGUUCAAAACCCUGUUUGGAUUCAAUCUUUAAAAGAGUAUUAUGCAGAUGUAAGAAUAUAUUAUAUAAAUUCUUAGUAAGGAAGGACAUCAUUUAAUAGAGAUGACACUCAUACUGUUUAAUUGUUAAAUUCAUUUGUAUAUAAAGGACCAUAUGGUCAUCAUUUUUGUAUGGUUUUCGAGAUUUUAGGUGUCAAUUUACUAGAAAUUAUUAAAAGAUAUGAUUACAAAGGAGUAAUGAUUUGAUUUAAUAUUAGUGUCCUAUGGAUAUUGCUAGAAGAAUGGCAAAAUAAAUUUUAAUAGGAUUAGAUUAUCUUCAUCGAAUAUGUGGAGUAAUUCAUACAGAUUUGAAACCUGAAAAUGUCUUAUUAUGUUUAUCAGAUGAAGAAAUUAAAGAUAUAGUUGAAAAUGGAUAAUUGACUUCUAAUUAAUUGUUUUCAGAUAGGAUUCAUAUUUAUAGACAAAUGUUAGGAAUUGAUAAAAUUAAUGUUUAAGAACCAAUUGUAAAAAAAGAGGAUGAUGAACUAAGUGAAAACACUACAAAUUUAUCUAAAACUUAAAAGAGGAAAUUAUUAAGGAAAAAGAAAUAGAAAUAAUAACAUGAAGAAUAAAGAAAGGAAUCUUAGGAAGUCUAAGUAGAUUAAAUUGAAAUGCCAAAAUCUAUUAAGGAAUUAUUCUAGUAACAAAAGAAGUAAUAUAUUUAUUUAUUUGAUAUAAGAAUUUCAUUUACUCAAUAAAAGAAAUUGCCAGAUAAUUUUCGUUUGAAAAUAGCUGAUCUUGGCAAUGCAUGUUGGAUUCAUCAUCAUUUUUCUACUUUAAUAUAAACUAGAUAAUAUAGAUCACCUGAAGUAUUAUUAGGUAUCAAAUACAAUCCCACAGCUGACAUUUGGAGUUUUGCUUGCAUGAUUUUUGAAAUGCUUACAGGAGAUUACUUAUUUGAACCCAGAUAAGGACCUAAUUUUUCAAAGAAUGAGGAUCAUUUAGCAUAAAUUCAAGAAUUAUUAGGGAAAUUUCCAUAUGAAUAUAGUACAAGAGGAGUUAAGGCAAAAGUAUUAAAUAAUCUAAAUAAAUAGAGAUAUUUUUUAUAGAAUGGAUAAAUGAAAAGGAUACCAUAAUUACAUUUUUGGAAUUUACAUAAUGUUUUAACUGAGAAAUAUAGAUUCAAAUAAGAAGAAGCUUUAUCAUUUGCUUCAUUUAUGAUGCCCAUGUUACAUUAAUUACCAGAAUAUAGAACAACAGCUCAAGAAUUAUUAAAGAGAGAAUUAUGUCAGAACAAUUUAGAUCCAUAAUAAAAAAGAUGUUUACUUAAGAAAUAUAUAGAUCAAAUAUUCUAAUUUUAAAAUUUUAGGGACUUAAUUCCUAGUUCUGGUUGGUUAUAAUAGAAAACAGAUGCUAGAUUAGGACACAAAAUGAAUGAGGAAGAAUAUAAGAAAUAUACUAAAUAAAAGAGAGUAAAUGAAGAAGCAGAAUAAUUAGAUUAGGCUGUUGAUGGUAUAUAACCAACUUUAUUAUCAAAUUAUAGAAGAGUAUACAAUUCUUAUUAUUAUUUUUAGGCUUCAACAAGAUCAUAUAAUGGUUCUAAUUCUUAGACUCCUUAAUAGGAUAAAUUUAAAAAGUAGGAUGGUAAAUAUGUUGAUCAUAGAGUUAUUGACAGAUCCUUUACAGAUUUAGGAUAUAUUGGAUAUGGAGAUGGAAUUGAUUUAGAACAAUUGGAUAGUACAGGAAAUUGGUAAUUUAGUUGA
Molecule: messenger RNA, 2160 nt
Organism: Paramecium pentaurelia
Lineage: Eukaryota; Ciliophora; Oligohymenophorea; Peniculida; Parameciidae
Source: the annotation of a GenBank genome assembly